GAAAGGAAAAAAAAAAAGGCAAGAACACAACAUAAACUGCUGCGCCCAAUUCGACAUUGAGAAUUGGCAAGAAUCGAGAAGCGAGAGAUAAGCUAAGGGCAAUAAAGAUAAUGAUUUGAGUGGGCGAACUUCGCGGGGCAAGCCAGAUCGAGUCUUGAACCGCGAGCAGAGGAAAAGAAGGAAGUAAAAUUAUGAGAGGAACAGAGUGCCAAUAUGAAGAGUGAAAAGAAGAUUUGGACACCACAAACGACCUACCGAGCAGGCAGGUUCAUCGCUGCCUUCGCGCUCCGCAUGGAGCACUUCCACUGGGCGUGUUGGCGGGUGUUAUGCUUAUCUAGGGUUGGGGUUAACUUGCGCUGAGCACCACACCAGGUCAAUCCCUUGCCGCCAAGCAUGCCCCACCACGUGACCACACAAAUUCAAGAACUAUCACGGCACAAAUUUCCUGGCGAGCCACUUGCACCAUCUCGGACUUCAACCCAAGCUGAGGACAACGAGUGCCGGUCUGCACACAGUUGCCCAUCAUGUCGCUGGUGUCGGGCGAGAAGAGCAACUUCAACCACAUCUUGCGUCUGCUCAACACCAACGUUGACGGCAAGCAGAAGGUCGUUUACUCCUUGACUAAGAUCAAGGGUGUCGGUCGUCGUUACUCCAACCUCGUCUGCAAGAAGGCCGAUGUCGACCUGAAGAAGCGCGCCGGUGAGCUCACUUCCGAGGAGCUUGAGCGCCUGGUCACCAUCAUCCAGAACCCCACUGCCUACAAGAUCCCCACCUGGUUCCUCAACAGGCAGCGUGAUAUCGUCGACGGCAAGGACUCGCAGAUCCUGGCCAACAACGUCGACUCCAAGCUCCGUGAUGACCUGGAGCGCCUGAAGAAGAUCCGCGCCCACCGCGGUCUCCGCCACUACUGGGGCCUUCGUGUCCGUGGUCAGCACACCAAGACGACCGGUCGCCGCGGCCGGACCGUCGGUGUGUCCAAGAAGAAGGGUGGUUAAGCAUUUUCCUGUGGCGUGCGGCUUCUUUUGGCAUUGCUGUGCUUGGCUUUUUGGCGGUGUUAUCCCAAGGCUAAGGGGGGUGGUCAUGGACGGCUCGGGUUGAUUUUAUUUUACCUUGCGAUACAGUCUCCGCAAUUCACUGGGGAACUCGCCGGACUGCUAAAGGGGACCACCAUGAUUCACAGCAUGACAAUACAGGCGCGGAUAUGAAAAAGGGAAUG
This is a messenger RNA of Thermothielavioides terrestris NRRL 8126, 1216 nucleotides long. Its product is annotated as 40S ribosomal protein S18. NCBI's taxonomy places the organism in Eukaryota, Fungi, Ascomycota, Sordariomycetes, Sordariales, Chaetomiaceae. Gene Ontology annotation, molecular function: structural constituent of ribosome; RNA binding. Gene Ontology annotation, biological process: translation. Gene Ontology annotation, cellular component: cytosol; small ribosomal subunit; ribosome. Bases 525 to 995 code for a protein of 156 amino acids. The transcript is spliced from 5 exons. The record is from RefSeq and is a predicted model, not a curated record.